Molecule: messenger RNA, 1427 nt
Organism: Sesamum indicum (sesame)
Lineage: Eukaryota; Viridiplantae; Streptophyta; Magnoliopsida; Lamiales; Pedaliaceae
Product: NHL domain-containing protein
Molecular function (GO): protein binding
Source: RefSeq, a predicted model, not a curated record
UCCUCUUUACUUCAGUGCUAAGCGAUGUAGGCGAGUGGGCGAUCAUUUCGCGGUCUGCAAAUCUACCAUCCAUGGCUUCUCCCAUCUUUUACCUCUCUCUCCUUCUUCUCUUUCACCUAAACCCAGCCCAUCAAGCGGUAGUUGCAGCAGGUGGGGAACUCGUCUACGAAGACGGCUACACAGUCAGCACAGUCCUUGACGGCGACAAGUCUAACCUCAAAGUCAACCCUCACUCCCUCCUACAUCAAUCUACGCCCUCCGAUCUCUUCGUACUUCUUGACUCCGCUGCCAGCACUUUCUACACUGUAUCACUGCCCACGACCUCCAAUAAGACGGAGAUGCAGAGGCUGGUGGGAAAUGGCGAGCAUAGUUAUACGGAUGGUGAGUUGGGUUUGGCAAGGUUCAAUAAGCCCAGGAGUUUUGCGGUGGAUUUCAGUGGUAAUGUUUAUGUUGCGGACCAGCGUAACCAUGCAAUCAGGAAGAUCACCAAGUCACGUGUGUCCACUAUUGCUGGAGGUUAUUCACAAAAAGCUGGUCGUACGGAUGGACCUGGAAAGGAUGCAUCAUUUUCGGAUGAUUUUGAGCUGACCUUCAUUGCCCAAAGAUGUGCUUUAAUGAUCUCUGACCAUGGUAACAGAUUAGUCCGUCAAAUAAAUUUGAAAACAGCAGAUUGCACAAGGCAUUCUGGGUCUGUUCUGGGAAGCACCUCGGCUUGGCUUCUUGGUCUCGGACUUUCUUGCUUAUUUGGCCUAAUUGUUGGUUUUGUGAUUCACCCAUAUGUUAUCCCAUAUGAAGGGCUCGCACCUCAUCAUCCCACCUGGACAUGGACACCUUGCCUAAUGAGUCUGGAGAGACAAAUAGUGAUGCUCUGCUCCGACAUCAGAAACGCAGUUGUUAAAUCAACCGCGUACUUGCUUUUCCAUCAGAUCAUUUUGUUGGUCCUCUCUUAUUUAUCUCUCAUGGUUAGACCUAUGUUGAUGGAAUCUCGUAGGACCUGUGAAAAAUCAGUAUCUUUAUUAGACCUUGAUGAAGUAAGCAGCAGCAGUAGUAGUAAUGUAAUCAUGUCGUCGGAGGCAGAUGAUCAAUUAAAAGAUUUACUGACUUUUGAUGGAGGGGUGUUUUCACUUGUAAAUGCUAACGAACUAGUCGAGCAGGAGGAGGAAAAAGAAACCACUGAUGUUUCCUCAGGCAAGCCCGAAAAGAUAGACAAAAUGAUAUUAGCAAAUCUCAUGAAUUUCGAAGAGGAAGCGACUAGAGUUUUUUCACCGCGGUCGACACAGCCCGGCUUGGGCUUAGUCAAGCGGAGAUGAAAAAAGAUGUCAGCAUUUUUAUUUCCUGCUGCAUAUUCGUGUAAGUAUUUAUCUUGUUUGUAAUGAAUAGAAUUGAUGGUUUCUAAUGUAUCUCUAUGCAGCUUGCUUCGUCCUUGA